AUGUCUCAAAACCCCCCCUCCCUUUCCCUUGCUAAAUUUCACCUCACUGCUCGGCACACCCCCCAGUUGUGGUGUCAGCAGCUGCAGACAAGUCCAUUGUGUGAGGGCAUCAACCGGUUGUCAUGUUGGGGUGACUCCUGUGUUGCUUCCGGUGAUGAUUCCGGCACAGUCAAGUUGUGGGACUUGAGGCAGGAUGGCAGUGCAGUGGGCAGCACAGCAGCCGUGCAGGUGGCAUCGGACUACAUCACCGACAUCCGCCCCCUCCCCUCCUGCAACCGCCUGCUUGCCUCCAGUGGCGAUGGCUCUAUGGCGGUUGUGGACCUUGCCACCAACAGGAUGACAGCGCACACAGACAGCACUGAUGAUGACCUGCUCUCCAUUGUUGCAGUCAAGAGCGACUCCAAGGUGGUGUGUGGUUCUCAGAGCGGGCUGCUCUACUUCUUCAACAUGAAUGGGGCGGAGCGGGACAAUGAUCGCUUUCGAGGUCACGGGGGUUCAGUGGAUGCCAUUCUGCCUUUGGACGAUGACACGCUGCUCACAGCCUGCUCCGAUGGGCUCAUCCGAGUCGUCUCGGUCUUCCCCAACCGCUUUUUGGAUGUUGUGGGCUCGCACACUGAUGCUGCUGUGGAGGCACUGGGUGAGUGGCUGCUGGGGCUGGGAUAA
Molecule: messenger RNA, 663 nt
Organism: Closterium sp. Yama58-4
Lineage: Eukaryota; Viridiplantae; Streptophyta; Zygnematophyceae; Desmidiales; Closteriaceae
Source: the annotation of a GenBank genome assembly